Molecule: messenger RNA, 1356 nt
Organism: Penicillium canariense
Lineage: Eukaryota; Fungi; Ascomycota; Eurotiomycetes; Eurotiales; Aspergillaceae
Exons: 1
Coding region: 1-1356 (451 amino acids)
Biological process (GO): positive regulation of transcription by RNA polymerase II
Cellular component (GO): nucleus
Molecular function (GO): transcription cis-regulatory region binding; DNA-binding transcription factor activity
Source: RefSeq, a predicted model, not a curated record
AUGGGAGCCAUUGAGGCAGGGUCAACUCCACAGCAACAACCGCAAAUACUCUCUACCCACAGUGUACCCGCGUCUGAGGCGUGGGCCCUCACUAUUGGCGCCCCGAGCGACCUGCCCGCUGCGACCAUCCCUGCGUCCCCAUCCAAUUUUCCCCUGGUUGGAUCGGCGGCCUCGAGGUCUGAGACUUGGAGGCUACUUGAUCAUUACUUGAAAGAUACGGCAAACCGACUCGCAUGUCUGCAGGAUAGCGAGAACCCGUUUCUUCAUACCAUACUUCCCGUUGCACUCAAUGAUGAACUUCUAAUGAAUUCAAUUCUGGCUCUAUCAGGCGUGCACAUGAUGCAGCGGCUGCCUCAUCUGGAUCUCGAAAUGCAGUCGUUGACCUGGUCCAGGUAUACUCGAGCAUUGCAACAACUCAGGGUUGCUUUGUCGGGGGCUUCAAACGAUGGCAGUAAUAUAGAUGCUGCCUGGCGUGCUUUACUAGUUGUCUUAAUAUUCUAUCUUCUAGAGGUAGGUACCGAUUUCCCAUAUCUUCUCAACUUCAAGAUUUUACUCACGCAAGUGAAGGCGACGAGGGGUAAUGACCCAAAAGCCAUGCAGCGACACCUGGAGGGUGCUCAUCAUCUAAUGGCCCAUGUGCGACGCUCUACCGAAAAGCCGAAACAGACCAGUAUUGUCGCGUUUGCAACUGAACUUUAUGUGUACAAUGCCGCCCUCGCAUCAUUUACCACGAACUCUCCACCGGCCCUGACCAUGGCCCCCAGCGUGUGGGCGGACAGUACUGGUGGCCCCGAUGGCGAGAUAGGUGUCCUGUGCGGCUGUGCCUACGAGCUUUUUACCUUUGUACCAAAAGUUUCAACUUUGCUCCGGGACUUUGCAUCAUGUCAGCCCUCAGCAACAUCCGCCAGGAGAGAUCUGAUCCUCGAGUACUACAACUUGAGAGCACAGAUUGACAAAUGGGAGCCCCGCAGCAACAAACAGGAGUUGGUCCUUUGUGCAGAGCUCUACCAGCAGAGUCUUUUACUGCUGCUGGAUUCCCGGUUUACUCACGAUCUUUCCGAUGACAUUAUUGACCAUGCAUUCUGGAAGCUUGCUUCAAUUCUACCGCGCUUGCCACCAAACUCUCCCAUUGCGACCACAGCAACUUGGCCACUUUUUGCUUUUGGAAUACAUGCGCGAAACACACACGAACAGGAGAUGAUUCGGUUGUACUUACAGUCUCUUGUAAAAUUCUUCGGGAUGGGAGUGAUGUCGACAGCGCUGAAUCAGUUAGAGGAACUUUGGAUGGCAGGGCCUGGCCAAGAUGUGAUUAGCAAGUUCUUCACGAACCAGAACGAAUUGCUUUUGAUUUGCUGA